AUGCUGAGCUCCAUCCCGGAGGCAGGCGCCGCCCGCGCGGAGGAGCUGCCCCCGCCGCGGCCGCACAGGCCCCCGCCCCGCCCGCGGAGCCGGCGGGAGACGCUGCUCGAGGCCGCGUGCAGCGGCUGCAGGGCCGCAUGGGAGCUGGAGGGGUGCGACUCCAUCGUCUGCUUCGAGUUCUCGCACACGGCGUCCUACGAGCCGGGCCCUGCGAAUUACUACCUCGCGUUCGUGGCCCUGCAUCUCUGGCACGGGCCGCUGCGGCAGCGCCGCGGGGUGCCCAUCCUGGCGCCCCCGCGCCUGGCGCGGGUGCUGCGCGACAUGCAGCGGAAGUGGCCGGACGCUGCUGCCCCGACGCCGCGCAUUUCGGACCUCGGCCGGCGGAAGAAAGCACAGGCGCCUGGUCGACCAGCGCACCACCGACGCCCGCGUCUACGCGCAGGGCAUUGCGGCCGCCGUCUGCCGGGCGCUGCUGCGGGGCGGCUGCGCCCGGGGUCGGCUCGCCGCCGGAGUGGCCCAGGCGCCGCGCGUGGCGAUCGUCACGCACCACCACCACGCGCCCAGGUGGAUCGCCUUGCUGGAGCCGACGCUGGGAUGCAACGCGGUGUGCCCUCAACCGAAGACGGCCUCUGA
Molecule: messenger RNA, 633 nt
Organism: Prorocentrum cordatum
Lineage: Eukaryota; Dinophyceae; Prorocentrales; Prorocentraceae
Source: the annotation of a GenBank genome assembly